Molecule: messenger RNA, 1164 nt
Organism: Phaedon cochleariae (mustard beetle)
Lineage: Eukaryota; Metazoa; Arthropoda; Insecta; Coleoptera; Chrysomelidae
Source: the annotation of a GenBank genome assembly
GAUCACCUCCCUGUAUUAGUGAAGGGGAUAAAUGAUAGAAACGUAAUAAUUGAUUUCGUGUGGCACCGCUACCACUACCAAUUUCAAUUAGAUAACCUAUAUAAAUCAGUUCGAAGGAAAAUCUGGCUUAGCUUUCUAUCUAUAUCCUUUGAGUUCGGAGCGUUAAACUUGAUUACAAUGGGAUUAUUCGCCAAUAAUAAUUCGGACUUGGAGAACAUUCUGAAACAUGAUUUCACAAGCACGUUCCGACCUGGUUAUAUAACUGUUGAAGGGGUGACAAUGCCGAAGAGGUUCGAAGAACUUCGAGAAGACAUUUACAAUUGGGACGUCAAGGAAGAGGAUGUGUGGAUUUGCAGUUUUCCUAAAACAGGUACUACUUGGACUCAGGAAAUGGUUUGGAUGAUAAUGCACAAUCUUGAUUUUGUUGGAGGAGAAGCCAAUUUGGGAGUUAGAUCACCAUUUCUGGAGGUGUCUGCUCUUUUCGAUUAUCGAGAAUUCAAAAAAGAAAAUAUCGAAUUCAAUCCACCUGCAUUCUUGGACAAUUCCCUCAAGUUUGUCAGAGAUCAAAGCAUGAAAGGGCCCAUAUGCUUGAAGACACAUCUGCCAUGGGUAUUGUUGCCGAAAGAAAUCCAGAAUCAGAUCAAACUACCAAAGAUUAUUUAUGUUACAAGAAAUCCGAAGGAUACAUGCAUAUCAUAUUACAAUCAUUCAAGACUAAUGGAAGGAUAUCGGGGAAACUUUGAGAACUUCUGCAGAUUAUUCAUCGCAGGCAAAUUGCCAUUUGCCCCCUAUUGGAACCACAUCCUACCAUUCUGGGAACGUCGAGACCAACCCAAUAUUCUCUUCUUGAAAUACGAAGAACUGAUCCAUGACCUGCCCUCCGUCAUACGAAACGUCGCAAAUUUCCUCGAUAGACCUUUGUCUUGUGAACAAGUAGAAGUUUUGAGCAGUCAUCUGAGUUUCGCUAGUAUGAAGAAUAAUCCAGCAGUGAAUUACGAAAUGGUCGUCGAUUUGAAUAGGAAGUUCAAUCUCAUAGAGUGCGAGGGUAGUUUCAUGAGAUCGGGAAAAGUUGGAGACUACAAAGCAAAAAUGGCACCAGAAAUCAUUGAGACAUUCAACGAGUGGACCGCGAAGAAUUUGAAUGGAUCGAGUUUGAAGUACUGA